Anguilla rostrata (American eel) is the source of this 7599-nucleotide messenger RNA. It is a transcript of the gene trpc6a, whose product is annotated as transient receptor potential cation channel, subfamily C, member 6a. Gene Ontology annotation, biological process: regulation of cytosolic calcium ion concentration; single fertilization; calcium ion transmembrane transport. The record is from RefSeq and is a predicted model, not a curated record. The transcript is spliced from 12 exons. Gene Ontology annotation, molecular function: inositol 1,4,5 trisphosphate binding; protein binding; store-operated calcium channel activity. NCBI's taxonomy places the organism in Eukaryota, Metazoa, Chordata, Actinopteri, Anguilliformes, Anguillidae. Bases 211 to 2859 code for a protein of 882 amino acids. Gene Ontology annotation, cellular component: cation channel complex; plasma membrane.
AGUAGUAUCGCUGUUAUUGCGUCCUCCGAAAACGUCAUUCACGGAAAAAGAGCUCCAAGCAGCGCUCUGGUCAUUCAUUGGAGGCAGGGAAUCUAACCUGGAGAGCAUGUUCUUAGUAUCAGUUAUAGCGGGCUGUUUGGUCUUGGAGAUGACAGCGCUAUUGCGUGUUCGCGCUAUUUCGGAUCGUUUGAGAAGCGGAUUAUUAAAGAAAUGAGCGAAAGGAAACUGGUUCUGGCCGCUAACCACCAUUCUCGCAGUGCUGCCAUUGGAAAGAGAAAUCCAAGCGAAGAUUAUCUGCUGAUGAGUACAGACCUAGCGGACGAGAGCUAUGCCAAUUAUCAUGGAUAUUGCUAUGGUUGUAGCAACGGUGACAGACAGGUGCUUUUGCGGCAGUCCCUGGGGAAGUCCAGGCGUCAGGCUGCGAGGGGGCCGGCCUACAUGUUCAAUGUGCGCUCUGAGAGCCUGUCUGUGACAGAGGAGCGCUUCCUGGAUGCGGCCGAGUACGGCAACAUUCCCGUGGUGCGCAGGAUGCUGGAGGAGCUGCCCGAGCUCAAUGUCAACUGCGUGGACUACAUGGGCCAGAAUGCACUGCAGUUGGCUGUGGCCAAUGAGCACCUGGAGGUGACCGAGCUCCUGUUGAAGAAGGACAACCUGUCACGGAUAGGGGAUGCGCUCCUGCUGGCCAUCAGCAAAGGGUACAUCCGCAUAGUGGAAGCUAUUUUGGGUCAUCGGGCCUUCGCUGACGCUCAGAGGCUGACAGUCAGUCCCAGCGAAGUUGAGAUGAUGCAUGAUGACUUCUACGCCUACGACGAGGACGGAACCCGCUUCUCGCACGACAUCACGCCCAUCACCUUGGCCUCCCACUGCCACGAGUACGAGAUCGUGCACAUAUUGCUGAGCAAGGGCGCUCGGAUCGAGAGGCCGCAUGACUACUUUUGCAAGUGCGAUACUUGUGGCUACCACCAGAAGCAUGACUCCUUCAGCCACUCCCGCUCGCGCAUCAAUGCCUACAAGGGGCUGGCCAGCCCGGCUUACCUCUCCUUGUCGAGCGAGGACCCAGUCAUGACAGCUCUGGAGCUGAGCAAUGAGCUGGCAGUUCUGGCUAACAUUGAGAAGGAGUUCAAGAAUGAUUAUAAGAAGCUGUCUGUGCAAUGCAAAGACUUUGUGGUGGGGCUUCUGGACCUAUGUCGGAACACUGAAGAAGUGGAGGCCAUUUUGAAUGGUGACGUCGACUCCAGUCAAAGCUGUGAACCCCCUGGCCAGCGAAGUCUUAUCCGUUUAAAACUGGCCAUAAAAUACGAACUUAAAAAGUUUGUGGCACAUCCUAAUUGCCAGCAGCAGCUCCUGUCCAUCUGGUAUGAGAACCUGCCUGGGCUUCGGCAACAGACCACCGGCAUGAAGUUCCUGGUGGUCCUGGGCGUGGCCAUAGGUCUACCCUUCCUGGCCAUGGUGUACUGGAUUGCCCCGUGCAGCAAGUUGGGAAAGAUCAUGCGUGGCCCUUUUCUGAAAUUUGUCGCCCACGCUGCAUCCUUCACCAUUUUCCUUGGCCUCCUUGUCAUGAAUGCGUCAGACCGCUUCGAUGGAACCAAGCUGCUGCCAAACAUGACCACCCAUGACCACCCGAUGCAGCUGUUCCGCAUGAAGACCACCCCUUUCACCUGGAUGGAGAUCCUAAUCAUUUCAUGGGUCAUAGGGAUGAUCUGGGCAGAGUGCAAGGAGAUCUGGUCCCAAGGCCCCAGAGAAUAUCUGUUGGAACCUUGGAACCUUCUGGACUUUGGAAUGCUUGCCAUUUUUGUGGCAUCCUUCAUUGCCAGGUUCAUGGCGUUCUGGCAUGCCCAUGUAGCGCAGAGCUACGUUGACAAGCACUAUACUGACCUAUCAAACAUAACUCUACCCUUUGAGAUAGAAUACUACCGGCUGGCCCGCAUAAAGUGGCUCCCAUCAGACCCCCAGCUGAUUUCAGAGGGUCUGUACGCAAUCGCGGUGGUGCUGAGCUUCUCACGCAUCGCCUACAUCCUGCCGGCCAACGAGAGCUUCGGACCACUGCAGAUCUCACUGGGGCGGACAGUUAAGGACAUCUUUAAAUUCAUGGUGAUUUUCAUCAUGGUUUUCGUGGCCUUCAUGAUCGGGAUGUUCAACCUCUACUCGUACUACCUGGGAGCCAAGCAGAAUGAUGCCUUUACAACAGUUGAGGAAAGCUUUAAAACAUUAUUUUGGGCCAUUUUUGGACUCUCCGAAGUGAAGUCUGUUGUCAUUAACAAUGGACACAAGUUCAUCGAGAACAUUGGAUAUGUCCUUUACGGGGUUUACAAUGUGACCAUGGUCAUCGUCCUGCUAAACAUGCUGAUAGCCAUGAUAAACAGCUCAUUCCAGGAAAUUGAGGAUGACGCUGACGUGGAGUGGAAGUUUGCCAGGUCUAAACUCUGGUUCUCCUACUUUGAGGAGGGGAGGACUCUUCCUGUCCCCUUUAACCUGGUGCCCAGCCCAAAGUCAGUCAUCUGUUUAGUGCUGCGCAUCAGAGACCUCCUAAUGCUACUGCUGCGCAGACGAGAGGAGGUCGGGAAGGGCGACGCUGAGCUGAAUGAGCUGGGAAAAAGCCAGGAUUUGAGUGACAGAAAUUCACCUUGCCCAAGCCGGUACCAGAAAAUAAUGAAACGGCUCAUCAAACGUUACAUUCUCAAAGCACAGAUUGACAAAGAAAGUGAUGAAGUGAAUGAAGGUGAGCUGAAGGAGAUCAAGCAGGACAUCUCUAGCCUGCGCUAUGAGCUCCUGGAGGAAAAAUCCCACAACAUGGAAGACCUAGCUGAGCUGAUCAGGAGGCUAGGAGAGAAAGUGGCCAUGGCGCCCAAGCACCAGUGACAUCUGGCUAUAAAACCUGUCGAGAAUGGAAGUGGGAGCAGGAAUGUCCUGGAAGGAAUCUCAAAGUAAAUCCUUCUGUCUGAACCCUUAAGAAAAUUACCUGUUGUACAGCACGUCUGGAUACAUAUUACUCCAAGAAUUGGCAUUCAGCCAGGAAUGGAUGUGCCAAGUACUGUACAGUGUGCAUCAACUCUUUGGCUAAAGCGGAGUCCAAUGAGUUGUCAAUAUUAGUCCUAUUCUGGUGUUUUUUAUUGGUCUAUAUUAGGGAUAUUAUGAUUCACACACACAACAAUAAUGUAAAAGUGAAUAUACCUGCUCACAAAAGAUGUGUGGUGUGGACAGAAUGCUGACUGUGCCGUAUCUACUGUGGUCAGGGGUCACUUGUGGCAGCAGAUAAUUGUUUGUAAAGUCGCCCCUGGGGUGGGAGGGUUUCAACCAGCAAUGCAUUGUCCAUCUUACUCCUCAAAAAGAGCCUCUUCUGGUUGAUUUAGCAACUGCAGUAUUCCUGCACAGAAUGUAUCUCUCUGCACCAGCUGUGCUCUCCUUGAGCAGUUGCAGCCUCUUCAGGCCAGCUCUGUGAGUUACUCUGUCCAGUCCAGUCAUUCAGCUUGUGGACUGUAGAUGGGAAAGAAACUCUGUAAACUCAUGCCCACAAAUCUCUUAUCUCAUUUCCUGCAGAAGCAGCUAGAAUCAGGAAUGGGGCUUUAAGUAGUGGAUGGGUAACUUGUAUAGUAUCCUACCUACUCUAAUGGAUUACUUGCCAUUCGGAAUCCGGGCACCACCUGGUGGCCAAUGUAGGAAUGUCAUCACAGAGUGAAGAAGAUUAAAGUUGGAGCUAAAUGCAUCUGUACGCUAAAGUGGAGGCUGAUGAGUCAUGCUGCAUUUUGUGGCAUUUUUCAUACAGCAGUGCAAGGCAUGAGGUGAGAAUAAUAUGGCCAGAACUGUACAUCCUCCACAAUAAUGUGCACCCUCUUUUGAAUUUACAAAAGAUAUCACCUAGGAAAGCUGACAUUUAUGAAUAAGCGUUCAAGAAAAGCAAUGAGACAUAACAAAGUACAUGUCUAUGAAAGAAAAGUCUUGAUAAAAUGGAUUCAGUGAUGAAGUCUGCAGACCGGAAGUGUGCUGCUGUGUAUGUGAUAUUUUCAUCCUUAAAAAUGUUAGCCAUAUUCGUACUAUAGGUAAAUUAAAAUGCUUGGCCUGGUUCAUACAUGUCACAAGCAAACCCCUGCCCUUGUCUGUACUGAGCCAAACAUAUCUGAGAGAAUUACACAAAAAAACAAAUAUUUACUUAUACAGUAUACUUCAGAAUUAAAACAAAUAAUUAUGUCAGAUGUGUCAUUUUAUGUUCCAUGUGUUGAUUCAUAACAUACCGCUUUUACAACAUUAAGAAAAUUGUUCAACAGCUAAAAUAUUUAGAAUUCCUUUUCUUUAUUUCCUUCUUUUUUAUAUUUAAUUGGUUAUAUUUUGUACACUUCAAUGUAUAGGCACUGGACAGACACAGAGUACAGAAGAAAGGCAAAUUCAUUUUAAGCCAGAGUUUUUUUUCAUAGAGAAAUGUUCCGCCUAAUGCAAUUAAUUCAAUUCAAAAACCUUGUGCUCAUUGGAUUACUAUCAUUUGAACAUGCAAUGGCAGCACUUCUGCAGAGCAGCACGGUAGCAUAAUCAACACAAAUGCACCUCAGGGACAAAGUGUUGUUAUAAAUGAACGUAGCCUAUAAACUCCCAAACAGUUAUAAUUUACUGGGUAGUUAGCUAUCUAGCUGAAUGCAGAUUUUUGAUGCAAAGCACCUCAUGGACCUGGCUUCUAACCAUAGACUGUAUAAAAAAUAUGGACCAAGUCACUGUGACGUCACCCAUUGACUUGGUUUUGAAACCACUGAACUGUAUAAGAACCGUGGAAGUGCAGUUUUCAGGCAAUACCAUGUUGUGCAAAUUGGAAGCAAAGAAUGCGCAGUGGGGAAAAGGGAGACCCUUAUAUUGGCAUGAAGUCCGGCUGAGUCCAAGGUUUCCACUAAGCGGGUGAGAUACAAACUGACAAAAUAUUAAAAUCCUGUCCAAAUAGCAAUAACUUAGCAAAUAGGCGCAUGGGGAGACAUUAGAUGAAUAAAAAACACCUAUUGUGACUACAUUAUCUUGUGGGGAAAAAAAUAUUUGCUUCACAUUUUGACAGUAUUGUUACCAUUGACUUACAUUGAAACAGGUGGCUGAAACACUUACGCUGAAUCUAACCACACUGGCAUUAAGAGCAAUGUCUCUCAACAAGACCAGGAAAUGACCUUCAGACAUGAAGCCCAGUUUUGGCUGCUUGCUUGUAACUCGCUUAUUCACUCACGUUUAGCUGGCUCUGAAUUCUCCACAAGGGAGAACUGAAGUAGAUGAAAUAGCUGAAGCACUGAAGUAGCUGAAAUUCGGGGGUGCUAUGUAAGAGUGGUGCUUAGCAUCAAUGACACUGUGUGUCCUUUCUUAAAUACAGAAUGCAUUUGGGUAUUAUAUGUAUAACUUAGCCUAGGAUAUAGCGUAAAUAAUAAAAUGUUAAUAUCAUUUAGUAAGUGAAUGUAAUAUAGUUAGCUAACAUUAGAUGUCAAGUAACUUAACUUACUAAUGUUACUAGGGAGACAGACCUUCCCUUUUUUAGUGAUUGGAUUUCAAUUCCAUAAUGAUGAAAUGAGUAGCUGCCAUGUUAGCUAGAAGACAUUGAGGUAAAUAUUAUUUAAAUUGCCAUGACUGCACUUUAAUAUGCUCUUUUAACUGAACAGUGAGUAGCAUAAAACAACAAACUGAGGUGCAGCGUAGACGCUGCUAACAGAACUAGUUGUGUUAUUCUAUUCUUAUAGUUUAUAAUGCAUAACGUCAUGAGACAAUACUAAUGGGGACAAGAGGGACAGAGCAAACAGACACCCGUCCAUUAACUCCAGCUAUUUCUAACAGCUUCUACCAAAAAAAAAAAACUGCUUCAUCUAAUGAUGACUGCUUGGCAGAGAGGAUUCAGACCACACUAAACAAUAUAGAUCUGCAUCCAACCAACAAGGGUUGCUGCAGUACUGUUACCUUACCCACUUGCAUCAUUGUCCUGAAUCACUGACUUGGAACUACCCAUCUGUGUUGGUAUUAAACUUUAAGGAUUUUGUGGAAAGAGAAAAAUAUGCAUCUGACCUGCAAAUCUCCAAUCAAUUAAAAAGUGAAAUGCUUGCAAUAUGCAGGCAAUUGCUGGCGCUCUGGAGCCCCGUCUGGAUUGUGUUGCAAAAUGGCAAUUGUUGACCCAGAUCAGGAAUCCUGGAACUAGGAGGACUGCUUAUAGAGAUUUUAUAAAAAUUUAAAACCAGAAACUGAAGUGUUCAAACUCAGGAUGUGAACUGUGUAAACAGGCCCUAAAUCUUUGACGGCCCGCAUACAAGACUGUUGUGCCUCUUGUUAUGUUCGGAAAAGGCUGGUAUUUGUGUUUUUUUUAUUUUAUUUAAAAUCUGUUUUAAUGCCAUAUUAUUGUUAUAGUUACAUGAUUUCCAAGUUACACUGUGGUGGUGCAUGGGCCAGAGGAAGGCACAGCACACAUGCGGCACACGCAUGGCACAUGUAGUGAUUUUGAUAGAGAGGGACUACCACCUUUGCCUGAUUUUGAGCCAGAAAAAUACCUGCUAACCGCAAGGUGCUUUGUCCUGAUUUUGAGUGCUAAACCUCAGCUUCAUUCAUUUCCUAUGCAAUGUGCAAAGGUCACUUAAUGCUUCGAGCUAAAAACCUUAAAAAUCUCUGGGACUUAUAAAUAAAGUUAUCUCUGAAGGUAAAAUGCAGGUAAUUUUUUUAAAGUUAAUCAAAGGAAAAUAACUUCUUAUUAAUAUAAUUUAGUAAACUACUCAAAUGGAAAUUAAUUUGAAAUGAUGAUGUCCCAAAGCUAUGUGUCACAUCAUAGUAUUCUCCUUAUUACCCAAUGGGCCUAUCAGAGGUGCAUAAACCCAUCUAUACAGUGAGUUUUACUGAAUUCAUGUUAAGUAGGCCUACUAGCGGUGGGAUUAUUAAUCAUAUUUCACCAUCACGUUUGCACAUUGUUUUGUCAGUAUAUACAUAAAAUAUCUUACAGAACACUGCUGUCAUCCUAUUAACACAGUAACUAAAAAACAGCCAAAAACUAAAUUUUUGUAUUGUGCCAUAAACCUUUCUUUACUACGUGGAAGGUUACACUAUCACACUUCUGUGAGUGUCAUUAAACGUGACUUUCUCUGAGCUGUUCUUGAUUAUCACAGUUUCCUCUUUCAGUGUUCAAAGACAGUGAUUAAACCUUGUAUUUGUGUCCGUUCAGUUUCGAAAAGGACAAGCUCUCUGUCUUAGGCAAUCCCUGUCAUCCGAUCAAGGUGAUAGGCUAUAGAUUGCAGACUCCUGUUAAAGGAUGCAAGCCAACAUGCUGCACCACCCAGUGUUGUGGAAGUUUCUGCUUCUCAGUACUCCUACUGUCACACAAAUAUAUUCCUUCAUAAAUAAUGUAAAGUUCUGUUUUAUGUACACUGCUUGUUCACUAGCACCGACUUUAUUCAGUUUUCUUGUCAGGUGUAACUGAGUAGCUACCUGAGUAGCUUUUUAUGUAUUUGUGCAAUAGUUAUUAUUGCUUACAUUUCCUAAUUCAUGGUAUUGUUAUUCUUGUUGUCUUUGGCCCCGGUUAACAGGUAUACCAGUUCUGUGGACAUUGUAAAUGUAUCUAAACACAAGCUGAGCUUUUCUUUUUGUAUCAUUAAAAUAAUUAUUUUGGAUAUA